Messenger RNA from Schizophyllum commune H4-8, 1086 nucleotides. RefSeq lists its product as uncharacterized. The transcript has 4 exons. The record is from RefSeq and is a predicted model, not a curated record. NCBI's taxonomy places the organism in Eukaryota, Fungi, Basidiomycota, Agaricomycetes, Agaricales, Schizophyllaceae. The coding region runs from base 1 to 1086 and encodes 361 amino acids.
AUGUCAGCUCCUGCUCCAAGACAGAAGCGCGCUACCAAGGCAUGGCUCAUACACGGGUACUGGGUGUCGAAUCAACAACGCACUGAAAUACAGCAUCAUCGCCAGACAAACAACCUUCCCGCUUUGGAGAUAUCGACCUCGUCCGACGAUCCCCUAUGCAAGAUAACCUCGCGCGAGAUCGUCGAGAUGCUGAAAACCAUGCAAGUAAACGCAAAGAAGACGCGAACACCAGUGACGGAGAGGGUACUGCUUGAGACAGACGAUGAGGACGAUGGUCAGGAGACAUGCGUUUCUGGCGGGCAUACAACGCCCUCUCCUCCGGAUCCGCCACCCAAGGCAUCCAGUACCAUCGAACCACGGCCAGUUCCGCAGGAAGUGGUCGAAAAGAUAUCUGCUAUGGCUAAACUGCAACCUCCAUUCUGGUACAAUCCCAGUAAUCCCAGUAAUUCCGUUCCUUUGGCGCCCUUCGAGCACGAACACGUCUGUGUUCACUGCGGUGAAGUCCUGGUCUCCGAGUCCGAUCCCUGUGCUACCCCGAAGCCUCGUACUGCUGCGCUGCCCGCUCCAGCCCCCUCUCUACAGACUCGCGAUGAGAAUCGACAGCCGGCGAUGCUCCAUUCACCGUUGGGGUCUUCUGUCGAUCCACCUCUCGCUUCGACCAAUUCUGCGAGCCAUCCUCAUCUACAGUCGGCAUCGGCAGACAACCCCCCAACUACUGUUGGCUCCGAGGGACCCGCAUCGCCUGUGAAGGGCGCCCAGUGCGCCUCUCUCUCACGACCUUCUUCGCUACAGCCGAACCACUCGAACGAGGUCACAGACAGCGCACAGAACGACUCGUCCUCUGACACGACAUCGUCCCCUUCUUCCCUCUCAGACGAAAAGCAGAAUGCAGUCACCCCUGACGCUAAGUGCGCAUCUAUGAUCGAGCGUGACUAUCAAGAGACUUCGGGCCUUCCGCCGCGUCUUCGACGUAAAUUUGCUCUGGUCUAUCAGGACGUGCUCCAUCGGUCAAGACAGCGCGUUCUCCGCACCUUGUCUCGUUCUGCCGCCAUUACCGUCGUAUCCACUCCAGCCCUGUAUUUCUAG